AUGAACAAGUUUAGUCUUACUUUCAUUUAAAAAUGCCUGGAAUAAAAGUAUUAGGGUCAUAGAUAUUUAUCAACGAUACCUGCUUGCAAAGUUAUUAAUUUGAUGUGCUUCACAAUUUGCAUGAUUAGAUCGAUAUUUUGCGUUAUUGUGUAAGAUUAUAUAAACGUUUUCAUUUUUGCCCCGCUUGGGCUACUUGUUUUCAUCGUUCACUUUGUAGUUAUGUUUUAUAAAAAAUAAUGGAUAGACUUCUAUCUAGUUGGAAUAAACCAUCUUUUAAUGUGUUAUCAAGUGUACACCGAGGCAGAUUUCAAACCCCAAGAAGCUUUUGUCUUUGGAUAAAACAUGAUGGUUAUGCACACCAUCAUAAUCCUAGUAUCAGACUUCAAAUUCGCCGUAAUCCAAGUGAUUAACAAUGCCAUCAUCAAAUUAGCAAUUGCCAAAUACUUUUAACCAGACAUCUCUAUCUAAGCCUUCAUUUAUUGUUUCAUCCUCACUCUUAUGAUCGUAAUCCCUCUCCAAAGAACCAACAAACAGUACAGGGAAUCAUUUCUCUAUACAACAUAAAAUAAUUCUUUAGACUGGAUUAUCCCCAAAAUUAUUGAGAACCCUUUUGCCAUUUUUGUUUACGACAAAGAAAACGUGGGUUUUCAGGUCAAACUCUCCAAUUUCAAUUCCUUCAAUUAAUUCGAAUCAACCAACUCCAAUCUUCAGAAUCUUAAUUUUAUUUUAAGGAAUUAUAAGCUCAAUGGAAAAACACUUGAAACCUUCGUCCUUAAUCGAAGAAAAAAUUCUGAUAACAUCACUGUCAAUCAAGAACACGAAAUCAUUAAUUCCAAGAACUACUCUGACAGAAUCUACAUCAAAUAUUCAGAAGUCUAACUCACCGAAUAAACCUUCAUUAUCAUCCUGGAUCAGAAACAAUAGAGUUAUAUAAAAAUGGAACACAAAAUACAAAGACUAGAAACAGGAAUCAAUCUAUUUUUAAACCAAUUGAAAGCAUUCCUAAUUAAACAAUUACUGAUGUUAAAUAAAUCUACCGCAUAAGAUUUAUCCUACAUAUAUUAGAACAAAGUCAAUUUAAUGUACAUUCUCACCAAAUUAUCUGUUUAACCAAAUUUAUUUGUGCACUAAUGUAAGGUUGUACCAAAAAUUUAAAAUUUUAUUAAAUUAUUCAAUAAGGCUUACAAUAAGCGAGUUCAUUUUUAGUUUGACAAACAACACCUUUAAAUUUUGACAUACAAGAAUGUGUUUGAGGAACUCUUAACCAUAUUAAUGACAUUCAUAUUUCGAACAUAAGAGAGCUCCCAAGCAAAAUUAAUAUUACGAGGUAGCUACUAUCAGAAUGAGCAAUUUUUGGAUCUCUUAAUCAAAUAUGAUCAAUCCUAUUAAUUGUUUUAGUAACUCCAAUAAAAUAUUCACUUUCGGAGCAAUCUAAAAUAGAUAGGACCUUAUGAUAGGGUACUUAUGGAAAAUAAUGGUAUAUGUUGA
Molecule: messenger RNA, 1488 nt
Organism: Paramecium tetraurelia
Lineage: Eukaryota; Ciliophora; Oligohymenophorea; Peniculida; Parameciidae
Exons: 2
Source: RefSeq, a predicted model, not a curated record